Messenger RNA from Cyclopterus lumpus (lumpfish), 1059 nucleotides. RefSeq names its product blue-sensitive opsin-like. Gene Ontology annotation, molecular function: G protein-coupled receptor activity. The record is from RefSeq and is a predicted model, not a curated record. Lineage: Eukaryota; Metazoa; Chordata; Actinopteri; Perciformes; Cyclopteridae. The transcript is spliced from 5 exons. The coding region runs from base 1 to 1059 and encodes 352 amino acids. Gene Ontology annotation, cellular component: photoreceptor outer segment; membrane. Gene Ontology annotation, biological process: phototransduction; G protein-coupled receptor signaling pathway; visual perception.
AUGAGGGGGAUUCGCUCAACAGAGCUUCCAGAAGACUUCUGGAUUCCCAUCCCUCUGGACACCAACAACAUCACGUCCCUCAGCCCGUACCUGGUUCCCCAAGACCACCUAGGGAGCCGGGCGCUCUUUUACUCCUUGUCGGCAUUUAUGUUCUUCCUAUUUGUGGCCGGCACAGCCAUCAAUACCCUCACUAUCGCAUGCACCGUUCUAUAUAAGAAGCUCCGAUCUCACCUGAACUACAUCCUGCUGAACUUGGCCGUGGCGAACCUCCUCGUGGCCUCCGUGGGCUCCUUCACCUGCUUCUACUGCUUCGCCUUCAGAUACAUGAUUCUUGGUCCUCUGGGGUGCAAGAUUGAAGGAUUCACAGCAACCGUCGGUGGUAUGGUGAGCCUGUGGUCUCUGGCUGUGGUGGCGUUUGAAAGAUGGCUGGUCAUCUGCAAGCCGCUCGGCAGCUUCAUCUUCAAGCCCUCCCACGCUGCGGCCUGCUGCGCAAUGACCUGGGUCUUUGCUUUGUUUGCUGCCGUUCCUCCUCUGGUUGGGUGGAGUAGGUACAUCCCAGAGGGCAUGCAGUGUUCCUGUGGACCGGACUGGUACACAACCAACAACAAAUACAACAACGAGUCCUACGUGAUGUUCCUCUUCUGCUUCUGCUUUUCCGUCCCUUUCUGCACCAUCAUUUUCUGCUACUCCCAGCUGCUUCGAAUGCUGAAAUCGGCAGUGAAGGCCCAGGAAGAGUCGGCCUCCACCCAGAAGGCGGAGCGGGAGGUGAGCAGGAUGGUGGUCAUCAUGGUGCUGGGCUUCCUGGUGUGCUGGAUGCCGUACGCCUCCUUCGCUCUCUGGGUGAUCAACAACCGCGGGCAUCCAUUCGACCUGAGACUGGCGACCAUACCCUCCUGUCUGUCGAAAGCCUCCACAGUCUACAACCCUCUUAUCUACAUCUUCCUCAAUAAACAGUUCUGCGAAUGCUUGAGGAAGAUGUUGGGCCUGAGUGCAGGCGAAGACGAGGAGUCAUCGAUGAGCCAAUCCGUCACUGAAGUCUCUAAAGUUGGACAUUCUUAG